AUGUCUCCUGACGUCCGACUCGACCUCGUUUCCUGGCUGAGCCGGAUCGUCCUGCUCUUCGCUUGCUUAUCUCACGCCUUCUACAUUCCAGGCUACUCAAUACGAAGCUAUCAGGACAAUGACAAUAUUCCUCUCCUCGUGAACAAGGUCUACUCGGACAAAAGUCAGCUGCAAUACGCCUACUUUGACCUCCCUUUUGUCUGCCCUCCCACUGGCCAGAAGCACCAUGGCUCGUCGCACGCGAGUGGACACAGCAUCCCCCUCAAUCUCGGCGAAGUUCUACGGGGCGACAGGAUCAAGACGUCGGACAUUGAGGUGGACAUGGGUCAAGAUGUGGACUGCCAAUAUCUGUGCGAUCGAGUCGUCAGUCGGACGGACAUGGAAUGGGCAAAGGAACUCAUAAAAGAAGAGUAUGUCACGGAAUGGAUCCUCGACAACCUCCCCGGCGCCACGUCCUUUGUCACGGUCGAUCGGAGUCGGAAAUACUACGCAGCUGGCUUCAAGAUGGGCUACAAGGACUUUGACCUCGCAACCGGAAAGCCAAAGUACUUCUACUACAACCACUAUACUCUCGUCGUUCGCUGGCGCCCAGCUCCCGGGACAGCAGGCGACAAGGGCGCGAAAGUUAUUGUUGGCUUCGAGGUCUACCCCAAGAGUAUCUCGGCCGGCCAUCGUAACGAAACGGGCUGUCCUCGCGACGUGACAGGAGAUCAAGAGCCCCUGGCCCUCUACAUGCCCAGCAACACCAGCAGCUUGCGAGAGCAGUUCCCCGAUUCCUCUUAUGUGCCAGAAGAGGAGAUUGACACGAGCGAUAAUGCUACCCUGACCAUUCCCUACACAUACUCGGUUUAUUUCCGCGAAGAUAAAGAGGUGGAGUGGGCGAGCAGAUGGGAUUUGUACUUCAGUGACCAGGCUGAUAGUAAAUUCACCCACUGGCUUGCAAUUGUCAAUUCCCUCAUCAUCUCUGGCAUCCUGGGCGCCGUGUGCGUCGUGAUUUGGGGGCGAACCAUGCAAGGCGACAUCAAGGGUCGUGGAGAUGGGGUGCUCGAGGAAGCCAGACUGCGCAUUGGCAAGAGAAGCGACAAGAAGAAGUCGACCAACGGUCUUCUUGAAAAGUUGACUGACGCUGGCCCCGACGAAGAAUUGUCUUCGGACGAAGAGCCUCUCGAGGAGAUCACUGGCUGGAAAUUGCUGCAUGGCGACGUGUUUCGACCACCUCCGUAUGGCGGACUCCUUGCUCCCCUGAUCGGCUCGGGAAUGCAGCUCGUCUUUGUAGUGGUUGGGCUUUUGUCGCUGAGCUGCGCUGGCGUCAUCAACCCGAGCUGGCGCGGCGGAUUCUGGAGUGUUGGCAUUGGUCUAUUCGUGGUUGCCGGUACCUUCUCGGGGUACUUUUCCGGACGGGUAUACAAGACCUUUGGAGGACAAAAUUGGCGCAAGAACACAAUGAUGACUGCGUUGCUCUUCCCUGGCCUUGUCUUCAGUCUCGUCUUUGUGCUCAACCUCUUUUGCUGGGCACAGGCUUCUUCAACCGCGCUCCCGUUUACCACACUCAUGGGUCUGGCCUGUUUGUGGCUCCUUAUUCAGCUUCCCCUGGUUCAUCUCGGUUCGUACUGGGGAUAUUAUCGGUCCUCAGCAUGGGAACACCCAACGCGGACCAACGCUAUACCUCGACAAAUCCCUGCCCAAGCAUGGUAUGCCAAACACCAAAUUGGACUUAUCCUGGGGGCCGGGCUCGCAUCCUUUGCGGUCCUCUUUAUUGAACUCAUCUUUGUCUUCAAGUCACUCUACCUCGACAAAUCAUCCUACUAUUAUGUCUUUGGCUUUCUGAGCAUCAUUUCGGCGCUUCUCUCGGUCACGAUUGCCGAGACUGUAAUCAUUACAACUUACAUACAACUUUGUGCGGAGAACUACCAAUGGUGGUGGCAGUCCUUUUUCGUGGGCGGCUCGUCUGGAUUUUGGAUUUUUGUUUACUCGGUGUGGUACUAUGCCACCAGGCUGCAUAUUGAUGGAUUCGUGAGCAGCCUCUUGUUUUUCAGCUACACCACUCUGGCGUGCGCUGUUUAUUCAUUGGCAACGGGAACGAUAGGGUUCUUGACGGCAUACAUGUUCGUUCGAAGGAUAUACAGCGACGUCAAGGUGGACUGA
This is a messenger RNA of Exophiala spinifera, 2145 nucleotides long. RefSeq lists its product as uncharacterized. NCBI's taxonomy places the organism in Eukaryota, Fungi, Ascomycota, Eurotiomycetes, Chaetothyriales, Herpotrichiellaceae. Gene Ontology annotation, biological process: protein localization to membrane; vacuolar transport. The transcript has 3 exons. Bases 1 to 2145 code for a protein of 714 amino acids. The record is from RefSeq and is a predicted model, not a curated record. Gene Ontology annotation, cellular component: membrane; Golgi apparatus.